AUGGUAGUUAAGAACAUAUACAUUUCAAGACAUGCACAUUCAAGUGCAUGGUUACCAGAAGAUCAACAACCAUUAAGUAGAACUGGGAUACCGAAUGAUCUCCCACUAACUGAACAUGGUGUUAAUCAGUCUAUGGAGUUGGCUCAUUACAUUCUGUCGGUGGAUACGCAACCGGAUAUAAUAAUUGCGUCACCCUUCUAUUCCUGUGUAGAAACUUCGAAAUAUAUUGCUAACUUAUUGGAUAUCCCUGUAUAUUUGGAUAAAGGAUUAGGAAAUUGGUUCAAUACUGAGAAUGAGAAAGGGACUACUCCAACGGAUUUCAAUACAUUAAAUAGUUUGUUUCCAGGUGUAUUAAAGAAUGACUGGGGUAAUGGAUCAACGGUAGAGCCACUAAAGGAUGGCGAGACUAAAGUAGAACUAUAUUCCAGAAGUGCCAGCUUUAUAACAAAUAUGUUAGAAAAACUUAAUAAAGAACAUCCAGAUGUAGAGACUGUAUUAUUAAUGACACAUGCACCUGUCAAGAUAGCUAUUGGAAUGAAUAUAUUGAAACUGAAAAGUUGGGACACUCCAUUAGAUGAAGACGGUAAUGUAUUACAAGCUAGUGUAUGUUCGCUGGAUAAAUAUCAAUGGAAUAAACUUGAUGAAGAAGAUGAAGAAGAUGAAGAGGAUAAAGAAGAGAGACAAGAUAGUAAUAGUAAUGUAGAAUCAAUAAAAUGGAUUAUGACAAUGAAUAAUAAUACGGAAUUUUUAAGGGAUGGUGAAGAAAAGAUUUGGAGCUUUAAAAAUACAACAUCAGAGGGAAUUCAGCAAGAAGGUACUUCGGAUGUAAACAAAGCAAAUGGAACAGAAGAGCAGGAGACUGAGACUGUAUAUAUAAGUGUUGAUUUGAAUAGUGGCAGUUAUAAAGAGAAGCUGGAUAUUGAUAAAAAUGCAAUUUUUCAACAUUCAGGGCUCGACAGAGACCAUCCUUUAAUUAGAAUAGGUGAUAAACUGUAUGAAGGUACGUGGCAAAAAUUAUUAGGUACUGAAUUGGCGUUCCCAGAUUCUGCUUCUAUCAAUAGACGUGAAGGAGCAACAGGUUCUGAAACAGUCGGUACAGAAGCAGAUGUCGAUACAACGUCAACGGACCUUAAAAAGAGCAACCGUCAUGACCAAAAGCAUACUGAGAAAAUUUAUAGAAUCACCGACAGAUUAACACUACGUGGUGUUGAACCUAUGUAA
Molecule: messenger RNA, 1221 nt
Organism: Maudiozyma saulgeensis
Lineage: Eukaryota; Fungi; Ascomycota; Saccharomycetes; Saccharomycetales; Saccharomycetaceae
Source: the annotation of a GenBank genome assembly